Aureobasidium melanogenum CBS 110374 is the source of this 822-nucleotide messenger RNA. RefSeq names its product Coq4-domain-containing protein. Lineage: Eukaryota; Fungi; Ascomycota; Dothideomycetes; Dothideales; Saccotheciaceae. Gene Ontology annotation, cellular component: mitochondrion; mitochondrial inner membrane. The transcript is spliced from 2 exons. Bases 1 to 822 code for a protein of 273 amino acids. The record is from RefSeq and is a predicted model, not a curated record. Gene Ontology annotation, biological process: ubiquinone biosynthetic process.
AUGCCUCUACGCAUCCAAACGCGCUCUUUUUCCGUCCUCAGUCGCCCAAAGCCAAACUAUCCCGGCCAUGUGCCUCUGACCUGGGUCGAGCGAUGCGGCCUUGCUGUCGGCUCUGCCGUUGGCUCCAUGCUCGACCACCACCGCCACGAUCUGGUUGCUGCUCUAGGCGAGGCAACAUGCAAGCCCUACUUCAUCACCCGUCUACGACAGAGCAUGCUAUCGCAUCCCACUGGCCGCCGCAUUCUCCGUGACCGUCCCCGCAUCUCCAGCAAGACCAUGUCGCUCGAAUAUCUGCGCACUCUGCCUGACAACUCAGUCGGUCGUGUCUACGCCCAAUGGCUCGAUCGCGAGGGCGUCACUCCCGACACUCGCGAUCAAGUUCGUUACAUUGACGACCCCGAAGAGGCCUAUGUCAUGCAGCGCUACCGCGAGUCCCACGACUUCUAUCACGCCCUCACCGGCUUGCCCGUCUUCGCAGAAGGCGAAAUCGCCCUCAAGGCCUUUGAGUUUGCAAACACUCUAUUACCAAUGACUGCGCUUUCCCUGGCCGCUGUCGUCAAGCUCAAGCCUGCCGCUCGCCGCCGCUUCUGGUCUAUAUAUCUGCCUUGGGCCGUGUCCAACGGACUGCGCGCUGAACAUGUCAUCAACAUCUACUGGGAAGAGGUCCUGGAGAAAGAUUGCGAUCACUUGAGACAAGAGCUUGGUAUCGAGAAGCCUCCAGACCUCCGUGAACAAAGAAAGAUGAUGAGAGACCAGAAGAAGGCCGAAAAGGCUGCUCGCGAAGCUCAUCAAACCGUCGGUCAAGGUAUCAUGUCAAACUGA